This is a messenger RNA of Neolamprologus brichardi, 5628 nucleotides long. The record is from RefSeq and is a predicted model, not a curated record. NCBI's taxonomy places the organism in Eukaryota, Metazoa, Chordata, Actinopteri, Cichliformes, Cichlidae.
CACAGCUUUGAUCCGCGCGCACCGACCUACCAACCGGCUAGCGAGGAGCUCUCUCUCGGAUCGCCCUCUUUCUCUCCCGCCUUGCUCCCUCUUUAUUCCUCCACAUAUAUUCGGUACCGGGUCUUCCGCGGAUAAAUGUAAUCGGAGCUCACAGUGGGGAGACGCUGUUGUCGCUUUUCCACCAUGGAGGACUGUUGUUCCCUGGAAAACGAGAGGAUGGAAGCGUGGCUGGACGACCACUUGGAGUUCACCCAUUCCUACUUUGUCAGAAAGGCAUCAAGGGAGAUGGUGAAUGCCUGGUUUGCUGAACGCAUCCAUUCCUUUCAGCCAUCUGUGUCCAAAGAAAGUCCUUCACAGCAGCGAGCCCACCAGUCCACCACUGACCUUGGCCCUUCCUGUGCCUCCACCAUCCUCCCACCUAGCCUCAGCCACUUGGACAACCGCUGUCCUUCCCCAGCUACAGUCUCCAGCCCGGCCCCUGGCACCCCAACUCGCAAAAUCUCAGCGUCAGAGUUUGACCGCCCACUCAGACCCAUUGUGGUUAAAGACUCAGAGGGCUCUUUGACAUUUUUGAGUGACGCUGACCGUGAAAUUGUCCCUGUGAGGGGCUUGGUGAUGGGUGAGGGUGGUAUUGGUGGGGGAGGUGGGAAUGGAGGUGGUGGUGGUCUUGAGGGUGACCGCUGUGCCAGGCUGCUGGAGCUGGUGAAGGAUGUAUCGAGUCAUCUGGAUGUGACAGCGCUCUGCCAUAAGAUCUUCCUCCACAUCAAUGAGCUGAUUGCUGCAGACCGCUACUCACUGUUUCUGGUGGGUGAGGAUAGCUCAAACAGGAAGUUCUUGGUCAGCCGGCUGUUUGAUGUGGCAGAAGGAACCACACUGGAAGAAUCUUCCAGUAACUCUAUCCGACUGGAGUGGAACAAAGGGAUUGUGGGACACGUAGCUUCUACGGGACAACCACUCAAUAUCAAGAAUGCUUACGAGGACCCCAGGUUUAACGCUGAGGUCGACCAUAUCACAGGUUACAAAACCCAAAGUAUCCUUUGUCUGCCUAUCAAGAACCACAGAGACGAGGUAGUUGGAGUGGCUCAGGCUAUAAACAAGAAAUGCGGGGACGGUGGAGCCUUCACUGAGCAGGAUGAAAAGGACUUCUCAGCUUAUUUGGCGUUUUCAGGCAUCGUACUACACAACGCACAGCUGUACGAGACGUCGCAGCUGGAAAACAGACGCAAUCAGGUGUUGCUGGACCUGGCCAGUCUGAUCUUUGAGGAGCAGCAGUGUCUGGAGGUUUUACUGAGAAAGAUUGCAGGAACCAUCCUGUCCUUCAUGCAGGCCCAAGCUUGUACCGUCUUCAUCGCUGACGAGGAUGCAAUGAACACUUUCUCCAGCGUCUUUCACAUGGAUUAUGAGGAACUGGUGAAGGACUUUGCUGGUGAAGUCCUAGAUGCCCCAAAAAGGGGCCACGAUAACAGCCAGAUUAACUAUAUGUACGCCCAGUAUGUUAAAAACACCAUGCAGCCUCUGAACAUUGCCGAUGUCACCAAGGACCAGCGCUUUCCUUGGACGAGUGAAAACCCAGCUCACUCUAGCAAUCAGAUAAAGAGUUUGCUCUGCACUCCCAUCAGGAAUGGCAAGAAGGACAAAGUCAUUGAGACGUUUACAAACUGGGGAGACAAAGGGACGAAACACAGAGAGAUGAACAUGGGAACAGGAAGGGAGAAAACACAGGGCCAGGACUACAAAGGUAUUCACAGAGACAGAACACAGAGAGACCAGGUCUUGUCGUAUCAUGCCUCUGCUGCAGAUGAAGAAUCACGGGAACUCCAGUUAGCAACCAUUCCAUCAGCCCAGUCGCUCCAUCUUCUGGACUUCAGCUUCAGUGACUUUGACUUGUCAGAUACUGAAACCACGCUGGCUACUGUGCGGAUGUUUGUUGACCUCAACCUGGUCCAAAACUUUCAGAUGAAGUACACGAGUUUAUGUCAGUGGAUUAUGAGUGUUAAGAAGAACUACAGGAAGAAUGUGGCCUAUCAUAACUGGAGACAUGCCUUCAACACAGCCCAGUGCAUGUUUGUUGUCCUCAAGUCAGGGCACUUACAGAGCUAUAUGAGUGAUUUGGAGGUGCUGGCUCUAAUGAUUGCAACACUCUGCCACGACCUGGACCACAGAGGAGUCAAUAACUCCUACAUACAGAGGAGUGACCACCCACUGGCCCAGCUGUACUGCCACUCCACCAUGGAGCAUCACCACUUCGAUCAGUGCCUCAUGAUCCUCAACAGCCCUGGAAACCAGAUCCUGAGCGGCCUUUCUCUGGACGAGUACAAGGCCACUCUGAAGAUGAUUGAAAGGGCUAUUCUGGCCACUGACCUCGCCCUGUACAUGAAGAGGCGAGGGGAGUUCUUUGAGCUGACCAAGAACAACCAGUUUGUUUGGGAGGAUGAACACCACAGAGACCUGCUGAGGUCAAUGCUGAUGACUGCAUGUGACAUCUCUGCCAUCACUAAGCCCUGGCCAGUACAAAAAAGGAUAGCAGAGCUGGUGGCCACUGAGUUUUUCGAGCAGGGGGAUAAGGAGAGGCAAGAGCUGAACAUUGAACCAAUUGACCUGAUGAAUCGUGAGAAAAGGGAUAAGAUACCAAGCAUGCAGGUGUCCUUCAUUGAUGCCAUUUGCAUUCAGUUAUAUGAGACCUUGGCUGGCUUAUCGGAGUAUUGCUCCCCGUUGUUGGAAGGAUGUCAGAAAAACCGGCAGCAGUGGAAGUGUUUAGCCGAGGAGUGUGAGAAGGGGCUUGUCAACGGCUUGGUGUGAUCCAAACACCAGUUUGGUUUUCAUCCAACUCAGAUUUCCAGAGUUCUACAUUUUCAACCUAUUCUCAUUAAAAUUAUCUAAUAGCGUAUUGUGUGGACUGACAGUGAGGUAGAAAAGUAAUUUUCCUAUCAUGAAAUAAAACACUAGCUAUGGUCUGAUAAUAGAAGAGGUCACUUGCCUUGAGCAGUCUUAAUACUUUAAGACUUAAUCUAUUACGGUUGAGGUGCCGCAGUCAGGUUUCACAGUUUGUCUUUCUUUUCCUUGUUGUAAUCUGAAGUCUACUCACCCGGCAAAGCGUUUGCUCAGAUAUAGGAAAAUUACAAACGAUCAUGCAUAGCCAUGCCAAUGAGUACAAGUUAAAAGAUAAAGUAAGAUAGAAAAAAAACUGUAAAAACAUCUACAAGUCAGUCAGUUGACUUGUUGGUAAUCUGCCUAGACUUGUCAGCACUUUUCCUGUCUCCCGGAGUAUCAGUAAAUCUUGUGAGUACUUUUCACAACAGAUAAAAAUAGAUAAACUAUGAAAUAACAUCAAAGUUGUACCUGUCCACCCCCACUAUCGAACAUUCGUUAAAAAGUUGUAUGCUAGUUUUACAGCUAAGCCCUACCAUGAACAGAAAGGAAUGAAAUGUGUCCAUAACAAGAAAUCAUUGUUUCUGAGGUCAUGGUCAUUUUAUCCUGUCACCACCAUUUUUUUCUCACUCACCAGAGAUAAUAACAAAGUCAGCACUAAGCUAUAUUUAUUACAUAGACACUGUUAUUUUUGCAUAGAGUGGCUUUCAUAUUGAUGGUCUCACCUACACUAUCUGUGACAGGUAGUGAACUUUAGGGAACACUGAAUGGUUAAGCUGCAUACACUGGAAGCUCUACAUAUUUACUUCCAGGUCAUAUGUAUUCUUUAUUCCUAUUGGUAGUUGCUUCGGUCUCUUGCCUAGAAGUUGAAAAAAAAUUAUCUUCCCUUAGCAAAUAGGAAAUGGUAAACGGACUGAUUCUUAUUUAGCACCUUUCUACUCUGCCUGCACAUUCAAAGAAUUUGCCUGUGGUUAUUUCAUCUGUAAUCACUUGAAGUUGUGGGAUGUGAUUCACUUUGAAUGGUCUGUAUUCACUAUGUCGCUUCCAGUGUUCAUGGAGCUUUAGCACCAUUGGCACCAUUCUAGUGGGAUGAAAACAAUGCAACUACUAUAUACUUUACAUAGUGUCACAAUAAUCUUAUAGACUUGUUAUAUGUCUUCACGGCACACACACACACACACACACACACGACGUGGGUUUGAGUCUUUCGUACAUUUUACUCACUGUCUUAACUAUUGCAUAUUUAUUUUUGUUUUAUAUAUUUAUUAGAGUCUAUAUUGUAAGGUCAUUCUUUUGUCAAAGCACACAAUUAUCUAGAAAAUGUUUUCAUAUGUGGAAAAAAAAAUCCCGUCUUUUUUUAUAGGCCCUUUCUUAGGAACAACUGCUUCUUCUGAUGACAUUUGGAAAUGUUCUGUAUUGUGUUAUUUGGAAUUUAGAUUUUCUAUUUUUCCAGCUGUAGGAAGAGCCAAAGACUAGAUCUGUGAUUUCAAAGGAAAAUGGAUCUAGAUGUUGCCACUGCCUUGUUGCGAUAAAGUACACAAUUCAGUUUUACAGAACCACUUAUUUUUAUUUAUCCAUGUCCAGUAAUGCUGUUUAUGCAUACCAAUUUUACAAACUGAACAACGGAGUAAUAUCUACAGAAUAUAAAGUAUGAUUUACUCACCGAGGGUGGCAUCUAGCUCUGAUACAUUGUGACGGUGUAUAAUUUCUAUUUCUGUAAACCUGAUUUUCUGAUGGGUAAAUGUAAAAAUCUGUUCAAACAAGAUAUUUGCUACAAGGAAAAAAAGGAUUCUUUAACAUUUAGAGCAGUUUCUGUUGCACUACAAAGACUGACUGAACAACAGAAUUUGGCAGAAAAUUUCAGUAUGUAACCCAGAAUGUAUCCAGGAGCAACUUUUUCAUUAGAUAAAGAUAUUAAGUGUUUCAGCAUUUUGAUGUGUUUGGGUUCACUGCUGUCCACCCUUUAGAGGCAGAGGUUUUCAGUCUGUAGUAAGAGGCGAGGUGUCAUCACCAACACAUUUAAAAGAACAAUCUGGUACCUUUGGACCUUGUGAAAUGCAGGUUUUUGCUGAUCCUGCAAGAAGGAACAAUUACUCCUCAAUAAAAGUGAUUUCAGCAUGUCCACACUAGGAAUAAAUAGAAAAUGCAACAUUACUGUGACAUUUUUCUGUACACCUAGAAUGUUUGUUAAUAUCUAGUUUUGAAGGAUGCUACUGUUACCCUUCAGAACUCUUUUUUUUAUGCAGAAAAGAAAAAGUUCUGUUUUGGUAAAUGAAACUGCUAAAUCAGCAGAACUGGUAAAACAGUUAAUUGUCCAGCCAAUAAACUGUUGAUGAGGAGUCACAGAGGUCUGUGCAUUUAAUGAACAGCUUACUAAUGGACAUGACAGAUUCAUUUAAACUCAAGCACUUUUGUAGAUGUACAUGCUCAGAAAGUUAAUUUGUGUCCGUGGUUGUCAUUUGUACAUUGAAUAAGUCUCCAGGACUAUUUUACUUGUGCCUGUAGCUUAGCCUCUGUGCUCUCUGGAGAAAAAAAAAAAAAAACCCUCACUGCUUGGUUGUCAGUUUUUUCUUUUGCAUGUAUAUGAGAGGGCAUUACACGACAGAUGGAUUUUUUUAGGUAAGAGAAUUGUGGGUUUUCUUUUGCAAAAUGUAAUAUGCUGAUACGGUACUAUGAUGGUGUUACACAUCUGCAACUGUCGACACCUUUCAACACUGUGAGCGAAGUGAAUAGUAUGUCCCAUUAAAUAAUACUUAUUUA